This is a messenger RNA of Nematolebias whitei (Rio pearlfish), 602 nucleotides long. RefSeq names its product OTU deubiquitinase, ubiquitin aldehyde binding 1b (gene otub1b). The record is from RefSeq and is a predicted model, not a curated record. Gene Ontology annotation, molecular function: ubiquitin binding; cysteine-type deubiquitinase activity. Gene Ontology annotation, biological process: negative regulation of double-strand break repair; protein K48-linked deubiquitination. Gene Ontology annotation, cellular component: nucleus. Lineage: Eukaryota; Metazoa; Chordata; Actinopteri; Cyprinodontiformes; Rivulidae.
UUUAUGGACCUGAUCGAGCUCUGUGAGAAACAGCCCAGCCUGCAGGAGCUGCUGAGCUCCUUCAACGACCAGAAUGUGUCCGACUACGUGGUCGUCUACCUGCGACUCCUCACCUCAGGCUACCUGCAGAGGGAGCACGGCUUCUUUCAGCAUUUCAUCGAGGGGGGGCGCUCCGUCAAGGAGUUCUGUCAGCAGGAAGUAGAGCCCAUGUCUAAAGAAAGUGACCACAUUCACAUCAUCGCCUUAGCCCAGGCCCUGGACGUCUCCAUCCUGGUGGAAUACAUGGACAGAGGAGAAGGAGGAACUGUCAAUCACCACGUCUUCCCUGAAGGUGGAGACCCCCGCAUCUUCCUGCUCUACAGACCGGGCCACUAUGACAUCUUGUACAAAUAACACUCCUGGUCACGUUGUCCUCCUGCUGCGCUCUGCGGCGGUGCGUUCAGAUUAGCGCUGAUCAUACAUGUGUAUGAGACGAUAACUCAUUUAUUUGGAAAAAUAAAAACAUAAAAUCACGUUCUUUCACCCCUCUUGUUCCAAGAACCCAGGUUCACCAUCAGUCAUCACAAAAAGGUAUAAAAAUUGAUGGAAAAAUAGAAGUGACU